UCUGUUCCUGCUUUCAGAUGCAGUUGGUAUUCCUCAAUCAUGGUUUACAAGCUGCUUGCUAUACAGGUCAUGCUGCUGGCCGUCCGUUUUCUGCUAGUUUAGAAAUGUCUACAACAGUCGGUGGCACAGUGAUGGAUACCUGGAAGCCUCCUGCAGGACGAUUUCCUUUUCGAGACCUGAGUGGAUGCAGAGGCUCAGGUGGCGCUGUAAUGCCGGGUUCAGAGAUGCCCAGCGCAGAGCCCUGCUCUGUUGAACUGUGUUCUCUGUCUGCAGUCCUCGCUAAUGUCACAGCAUGUGGGCCCGAGGAGGUUUGCCAAGCGGACAACACGUGCGCUGCUCCUCCUCCGGUGGUGUGCACGGUGACGGGCUCCACGGUGAUUGGUUUCCACGGAGCAGUGCACUCUGUCCAGGAUCGCUGUGCCUACAGUCUGAUGGAGCCUGAAGGCAGCGCCAGCUUCAACCUCACGGCCGCCUUCAGGGAGCGCCAGCGUACAGAUGUUCCUCUUCUGGACCACCUGAUCCUGGUCGCUGCCAGGUUUCCCGUCCUCCAACAUGACUCUCUUUUCGAUGGCAACAGCGCACAUGUGGCAGGACUUCCUGAAGCUGUAGAGGGUUUGUGUGGCAGCCCCUCCAACUCCAGCUGGACCACCAGCCUGACUGCCGAGAAGUCCUCUGUCAGCCUCCCUGGCUGUGAGAUUCAAUCCCAGGACUCAGUCGACAGCACCAUCAACUGCAACCGCUCCACCGACCACUGUAAUCUCAUGAGGCAGCCUCCCUUCUCCGCCUGUCACGAGCACACCGACCCAGAGCCGUACAUCAGCGCCUGCACACACACUCUGUGCAGAUACCCGUCAGUGGAUGGGGUCGACUGCCACUUUUUGGAGGCUUACGCCAAGGCCUGCAGCCUGGAAGCCAAAGUGACCCUGGAGGACUGGAGGUCAACUUCUGGCUGCUCCCCCCCCCCUCUCUGUCAGCAGCCCUGCAGUGAUCAUGAGUUCUGUGGAGAGGAGUUAGGUUCGAGCCGCUGCUUCUGCAGGGCUCUGUUCGCCUCCAAGUACAACGCCACCAAGUCUUUCGGCGAUCCCACGGUCUGCAGGCAGGACUCGGCCUCUGUGGUUCUGGCUGGAUGUCUGCUGGCACAAAGCAUCGACUUCUCCACCUUACACCUCAAAGACCCCAGCUGCAAGGGCCACAUGGACCCCCAGAGCCACCUGGUGACCUUCAGCUUCAACAGCAGCGCCCCCUGCGGGACGGAGCUCAUGAGAAACAACAGCCAGAUCUUCUACGAGAACUCCAUCAUGUCCUCGAACAGCUCAUCAGGCGGAGUCAUCACCCGCAGCGACCAGUUCCAGAUCGACUUCUCCUGCAAGUACACACAGCCAGAGGUCAGGAGUGUGUCCUUCAGGAUCAAAGACAGCUCUGUGGUGCAGCAGCUUGUAUCUGGAGAGUGGAACUACACUCUGACGAUGAGCUCCUUCAGCGACGCCGGCCUCCUGCAGCCGGUCGGCCCGAACACGGAGAUCCUGCUGAACCAGACGGUCUGGCUGCAGCUGGAGGCGGUGGGGCUGGACGCCAACAUGGUCGCCAUGGUGACAGACUCCUGCUGGGCAACCAAUCAGGCAUCACCUGACAGUAAUCUGCGAUACGAACUCAUCAUCAACGGAUGUCCGAACCCUGCUGAUGAUACGGUGCAGAUGCAGGGAAACGGACAGGGAACGUCCAGCGUGUUCUCCUUCAACAUGUUCGAGUUCUCUGGAGCAAGCAGUGAAAUCUACCUGCACUGCAAACUGGAGCUGUGCCCCACACAGGGGCCAGGCCCUGCACUCCGAGCUGUGGGGGGGCAGGUCCGCAGGAGGCGCAGAUCUGCUAUAUACGCUGAUGGGAACGCGGCCCUCAUCACUAUGGGAUGGAGAAACUGA
This is a messenger RNA of Gymnodraco acuticeps, 1919 nucleotides long. Its product is annotated as alpha-tectorin-like. The record is from RefSeq and is a predicted model, not a curated record. Lineage: Eukaryota; Metazoa; Chordata; Actinopteri; Perciformes; Bathydraconidae.